Archocentrus centrarchus (flier cichlid) is the source of this 5160-nucleotide messenger RNA. RefSeq lists its product as uncharacterized. Bases 97 to 5160 code for a protein of 1687 amino acids. Gene Ontology annotation, cellular component: plasma membrane. Gene Ontology annotation, biological process: homophilic cell-cell adhesion. The record is from RefSeq and is a predicted model, not a curated record. The transcript is spliced from 2 exons. Lineage: Eukaryota; Metazoa; Chordata; Actinopteri; Cichliformes; Cichlidae. Gene Ontology annotation, molecular function: calcium ion binding.
GCGAUGCUCUUAACGGAUUUAAAACGAUGUUUUGUUUUGUUUUUUCUGUGAACUGAUUUUGCAUCUUUACUUUGGAUUCAUUAUUUAUGGCACUGGAUGGUAAAUUUCCUUUUUUCCAUUUCCUCUCUGGGAAAUCAUUCUAACGGAUCUGGGAUGACAAAGACAAUAGGAUACCAAGACUGGAAAUGGCAGGUGCUUUGGUGGCAUAAUUUCUUUCUCUUGUGGAGUACAAUAGACGGGCAGACUCGUUACAGCAUACCAGAGGAACUAAAACAGGGUUCUGUGGUAGGAAAUAUUGCCAAAGAUCUGGGAUUGGGGCUGUCUGAAAUUUUUGACCGUAGGCUGCGCGUCGCCUCUGAGGCUGGAGAGCAGUAUUUCAGUGUGGAUGCGGGGAAGGGCGAGCUGGUGGUGAAUGAUAGAAUAGACAGAGAGGCUUUGUGUGGACAAAGCACCAGCUGUGUGUUGACGUUGCAAAUGGUCAUUGAUAAACCUCUACAGUUGUACCGAGUGGAGGUGGAAAUACAAGAUAUCAAUGAUAAUUCUCCUAGAUUCCCUUCGCCAGAAGUAACAUUACAGAUAGCAGAGUCGACAGCGGCAGGAGCACGUUUUCCUUUGGAGACCGCGCAAGAUCUUGAUGUCGGAGUGAAUUCAGUGAGGUCAUAUAGUCUGAGUAAAGACGAAUUUUUUACUUUAAAGAUCAAAGAUGUGUCUGGUGGAAGGAAAGUGCCAGAGUUGGUCCUAUCUAAAUCCCUCGACAGAGAAAAAAAGCCUACACAUGAACUCCAACUAACAGCUAUAGACGGAGGAAACCCAGUGAAAUCUGGGAUAUCCCAGAUAACCAUAAAUGUACUGGAUAAUAAUGACAAUUUCCCUGUUUUUGAGAAAAACGUUUACAAAGUCUCUAUUAGCGAAAAUAGCGUACAAGGUGCAUCUAUCAUUAAAGUGAUAGCAAAGGAUACUGAUGAAGGUCUCAAUGGAGAAAUAGAGUAUUCAUUUGGGACUCACACACCAGAUAUCGUUCUGUCUUUGUUUGAUAUUGAUUUAUUAACCGGGGAAAUUACUCUAGUAGGGAGUUUAGAUUUCGAAUCAAAAGCUAAUUACGAAAUAGAUAUUUGCGCUAGAGACAAAGGGACUCCGAGAAUGGAAGGGCAUUGCACUCUCCAUGUUGAAGUAUUAGAUGUUAACGAUAAUGCUCCAAAUAUAUUUCUGACUUCCCAACCAAACUCUGUGCCAGAGGAUGCACCGAGUGGGACUGUAGUAGCUUUAAUCAGCGCAAGAGACCUGGAUUCCGCUGACAAUGGUAAAGUGACACUGGCGCUCCCUAACGGCUCUCAUUUUAACCUGAAACCCUCUUUUUCUGAUAAUUAUGCACUGGUUACUGGCGGGGCUUUAGACAGAGAGAGUUCUUCAGAGUAUAAUAUUGAGAUAACAGCUACUGAUUUAGGGUCCCCUCCUCUGUCGUCAAAAAAGACUAUUAAUGUAACCAUCACUGAUGUGAAUGACAAUCCUCCCGUAUUCACUCAGUCUUUCUAUACUGUGUAUUUAAAAGAAAAUGGAGUACCAGGCUCUAUACUGUACUCAGUAUCAGCAUCUGACCUGGAUUUUGGCGAAAAUGCAAAGAUCUCUUACUCUAUACUGGACUCUAAAGUGCAGGACGUUUCUGUCUCAUCUUAUGUUUACAUUAACUCCGAUAACGGCAGCAUCUACAGCAUGCACUCGUUUGACUAUGAGAAACUGAAGGUGUUUCAGAUUCAGGUUCAGGCAAAGGAUCAGGGCUCUCCGUCUCUCAGCAGCAACGCCACUGUACAUGUUUUUAUCCUAGACCAGAAUGACAAUGUCCCCGCUGUUAUUUACCCCUCCUCCGCCGCCCUGGGCUCCCUCUCUCAUCAGAGGAUGCCCCGCUCCGCUAAAGCGGGUCACCUGGUUACCAAGGUGACGGCCGUGGACGCUGACUCUGGCCAUAACGCCUGGAUCUCUUACAGACUGGCGGAGGCCACAGACGCCUCUCUGUUCACUGUCAAUCUGUACACAGGGGAGGUGAGGACUAAACGCGCUGUGUCCGAGCAGGACGACUCCUCUCAGAGGCUGCUUAUAGAGAUCAAAGACGACGGAGAACCGAUCCAAUCAUCCACAGUGACGGUGUCCAUCGUGCUGGAGGACGGUCUCCAUGAGCCCAUCUUAGACCUCCGACAUAAAGCUGCCGAGCCCAGCAAGAAGACUGGGAGGAUCACCCUUUAUUUGAUUCUCUCUCUGUCGUCGGUGUCCGUGCUGUCUCUGCUGACUUUUCUCAUCUUAGCGGUUAAAUGCAUCAGGAGCAGCAGAAGUAGCAGUACUUGCUGCAUGAGACGGAUCGACUGUGAUGAUUACAAGAACCCCAACAGAAACCUGCAGAUUCAGCUCAACACUGAUGGACCUAUAAAGUACGUGGAGGUCCUGGGAGGAGACAUGUUGUCUCAGAGUCAGUCCUUCAGGUCCUGCAUGUCUCCAAUGUCAGAGUACAGUGAUUUCACUCUGAUUAAACCCAGCAGCACCACAGACUUUAAGGAGGUGAUCAGUGUGCUGGAUGCGUCUUUACCGGACAGCACCUGGACCUUUGAGAGCCAGCAGGUGAGAAUAAAUUUGAAAAAAUUGCCUGCAUAUACUUUUCAGUCAUUAUUGUCCUACAUUUUUACUAUGAUGACAAAGAGAAUGGAAUACCGAGACUGGAGAUGGCUGGCUCUUUGGUGGCAUCAUUUCUUUCUCUUGUGGAGUACAAUAAACGGACAGACUCGGUACAGCAUCCCAGAGGAGCUAAAACAGGGCUCUGUGGUAGGAAAUAUUGCCAAAGAUCUGGGUUUGGGAUUAUCUGAAAUAUAUGACCGUAAGCUGCGUGUAGCCUCUGAGACUGGUAAGCAGUAUUUCAGCGUGGAUGCGGGGAAGGGCGAGUUGGUGGUGAAUGACAGAAUAGACAGAGAGGCUUUAUGUGGACAAAGCGCCAGCUGCGUGUUGCCUUUGCAAAUCGUCACUGAGAAUCCCCUGCAGCUACACCGGAUAGAAGUAGAAAUAAGAGACAUAAAUGACAAUUCUCCGGUUUUUAUAACAGAGGAGAGAUAUUUAAAGAUAGCAGAAUCUACUGCCACAGGCAUACGCUUUCCUUUAGAUACCGCGCAAGAUCAGGACGUUGGUAGCAAUUCCGUUAAAUCUUACACACUAAGUAAAAACGAAUGUUUUAGUUUGAAAAUGAAAGAGUUGUCUGGCAACCGACAGGUUCCGGAGCUGGUCCUAGAGAAACUUCUUGACCGAGAGAAGCAAAGUGUUCAUCAAUUAUUACUGACAGCGUUAGACGGGGGGAAUCCUGUCAAAACUGGAACCACAACAAUCGUAGUUACUGUACUUGACAUCAACGACAAUGUUCCUGCUUUUAAAACACCUUUGUAUAACGUAUCUGCACAUGAAAAUAGUGUUGUUGGCUCUGUACUUGUAAAAGUUGAAGCGACAGAUGCAGACGAUGGUGUUAACGGAGAGAUUGAAUACGCAUUUGCUGAUCACACACCCGAGUCGCUGUUAUCGGUUUUUCAAUUGAAUCCACAUACAGGUGAAAUUUCCUUGGUAGGGUCGUUGGAUUAUGAACGCAGUAGAAUGCAUGAAAUAAGUAUUACUGCAAAAGACAAAGGAGUCCCCGAAAUGGAGGGUCACUGUCGUGUACAAGUAGUUGUCAUAGACAUGAAUGAUAAUGCUCCAGAAAUAGUGCUAACUUCAAAACCAAACCCAGUACGAGAGGAUGCACCAAAAGGCACAGUUGUAGCGUUAAUCAGUGCACGAGAUCUUGACUCUGGUAAUAAUGGCAAGGUUAAGUUACAGCUAAAAAAUGGGCCUCCAUUCAGUUUGAAACCCUCUUUUUCUGACAAUUACGCCCUAAUUACAAGCGGGGUUUUAGACAGAGAACGAUUCUCGGAUUAUAAUAUUGAAAUAACAGCCACUGAUUCAGGGUCCCCUCCACUGACCAAUAAAAAAACUAUACUCGUAACCAUCACUGAUGUAAAUGACAAUGCUCCUGUAUUUGUUCAGACUUCUUAUACUGUGUAUUUAAAAGAGAAUGGAGUACCAGGCUCUAUACUGUACUCAGUAUCAGCGACUGAUCCUGAUGCGGGUGAAAAUGCAAAGAUCUCUUACUCUGUACUGGACUCUAAAGUGCAGGACGUUUCUGUCUCAUCUUAUGUUUACAUUAACUCAGAUAACGGCAGCAUCUACAGCAUGCACUCGUUUGACUAUGAGAAACUGAAGGUGUUUCAGAUUCAGGUUCAGGCAAAGGAUCAGGGCUCUCCGUCUCUCAGCAGCAACGCCACUGUACAUGUUUUUAUCCUGGACCAGAACGACAAUGCCCCCGCUGUUAUUUACCCCUCCUCCGCUGCCCUGGGCUCCCUCUCUCAUCAGAGGAUGCCCCGCUCCGCUAAAGCGGGUCACCUGGUUACCAAGGUGACGGCCGUGGACGCUGACUCGGGCCAUAACGCCUGGAUCUCCUACAGACUGGCGGAGGCCACAGACGCCUCUCUGUUCACUGUCAAUCUGUACACAGGGGAGGUGAGGACUAAACGCGCUGUGUCCGAGCAGGACGACUCCUCUCAGAGGCUGCUUAUAGAGAUCAAGGACGACGGAGAACCGAUCCAGUCAUCCACUGUCACGGUGUCCAUCAUGCUGGAGGACGGUCUCCAUGAGCCCAUCUUAGACCUCCGACAUAAAGCGGCCGAGCCCAGCAAGAAAACUGGGAGAAUCACCCUUUAUUUGAUUCUCUCUCUGGCCUCGGUGUCCGUGCUGUCUCUGCUGACUUUUCUCAUCUUAGCGGUUAAAUGCAUCAGGAGCAGCAGAAGUAGCGGUACUUGCUGCAUGAGACGGACCGACUGUGAUGAUUACAAGAACCCCAACAGAAACCUGCAGAUUCAGCUCAACACUGAUGGACCGAUAAAGUACGUGGAGGUCCUGGGAGGAGACAUGUUGUCUCAGAGUCAGUCCUUCAGGUCUUGUAUGUCUCCAAUGUCAGAGUACAGUGAUUUCACUCUGAUUAAACCCAGCAGCACCACAGACUUUAAGGAGGUGAUCAGUGUGCUGGAUGCGUCUUUACCGGACAGCACCUGGACCUUUGAGAGCCAGCAGGUGAGGAGAAAACAGCAGAUGUGCAUUUGA